UUCUACAACACCAAAAAAAGCUCGUCAGUGAUGGGCGCCCUGGAAUACAUCCUGUUCGCAGUUCUAGUUCUGGCAAACUUCGCCUUGGGACUGUACUUCUCCUUCUACAAGCAUGGACGCCCAGAAGCUUCUAAUUAUGCAGUGUGGGAUGUGUUCCUCGGAAGCCGCACACUCAUGGCGCUUCCUCUGGCGGCUUCAACGGUGGCGUCGCUCCUUUCGUCAGUAGGGCUCGUCGCCUUACCCUCCCACUAUUACGUGUAUGGCUGGCACGUGGCAUGGGGGUCGAUAACGCCGCUGCUUGUAUUACCGUUGGCAACGCACGUGUUUGUACCUGUAAUCUACGGCCUCGAUGUGACAUCCAUCUUUCAGUAUAUCCGGCUACGCUUCAACAGCACGAUCUCCUUCACUGCGUGCGCAAUCUACAUCAUUUUAACGCAAAGCGUGGGCGCUAUCUGCAUUUUUGCGGCGUCAUUGGUCCUGGAAACAGUGUUUCAUGUCCCUGUCUUCUGGUGCAACAUUGCCAUCGGAUUGUCAGGAACUGUGUACACAGCACUGGGUGGACUUCGAGGUGUCGUUUGGACGGACUGUGUCCAGUUCCUGAUUGUGAUUUGCGCUCCAGCAACCGUCGUUGUUAAGGUAAUAGCUGAUUCCUUGUCACCAGGCUCUACAGUUCACCCCAUCAAUGACCUAGACAUCGCCAGAUAUAUUGGAGAAUACCGCCUGGACUGGACAAGCGAAGAAACUAUAUGGAGUUGCCUGGUUGGCUCAUUUGCUCCAUCAAUGUGCCGUUUGUGUUUCGACCAAGUUGCUGCACAAAGGCUGCUAGCAUCUAGAACGCUCCAAGACGCCCAGAGGACUGCUAUUACCAGUUCUUUCCUGUUCGUUGUCACUUAUGGAUCGUUGUUUGCUAUGGGCGUGGCCCUGACGAUAUGGUUUCGAGGUUGCGAUCCAAUGCUGUCUGGGGCAGUUCACCGCGUUGACCAAGUUAUGCCACACUACAUUACCACUCGCCUAAGUGAAGUUCCCGGGCUUGUGGGUCUUUUUCUUGCGGGAGUUGUCUGUGCUGCAACAAGCACGACGUCGUCGACGAUUAAUUCGCAAGCAGCUAUUUUGUACGUUGACGUCAUUGCUCCUCGGUGGAAGAAUUCCACACGUCAUGUCUUGUGGAUUACGCGUUGCACAGCACUGUCUUUAGGCAUAAUCAUGACAGUGUACAGCACGCUGUGCGUCUACAUGGGCUCCCUCAACAGGGUAUUCCUUAUGGUAUACACAUGCCUGACAUCGCCUUACGUAGGACUAUGUUUAUUGGCUGUGCUAUUUCCAUUUGUCCACUCCAAGGGUGCCGGCGUGGGGACGAUUCUCGUGGUCAUCUUCCAAAUAUGGCAUAUGUCAAAAUUGGUACAGAAAGGGACAAAACCACCCCGAAUGCCAGUUUCCUUGGACUACUGCCCUGGAAACGUGACGUUUCUUACAUCACCGAAUACAUUUAAUACCAGCAGGCUGCUCGAGGCUUCGAGAUUGGCAGAGCCAUUUUCCCUGUUUCGAAUUUCGUACUUCUGGAGCGGUUUCUUUGGCAUUUUCGCAACGAUUGCCAUCGGCCUAUUGAUCAGCGCCUUGACAGGAGAAAUGUGGAGUAAACAGGAGCAACCGGAAUUAUGCAGUGAUGUACUUGUUAAGUUAUGGCGGAAACCAACACACCGGCGUGUCGAAUCACAACAUGAGGAAACGAAGACAUCAAAGUUCGAAGAGCACAACUGCAGCGCAGAACUUGAAGACCUCAAUACGCCUCGAGGAGAAACUUGCGUGUAGAUAGGGUUACUCACAUAAAUCUUGCAUGUGUAAUUCUCACAGCAAACUUGAGACGGACGGGCGAAAGAAAGAUUCUUUUGUCCGCCCUUCUCAAGUUUUCCGGAAUCACUCGAUAUGCAAGAUUACCAACCGGCCCUGAUGCAAGCCACUGUACCAUAAAAAUCUGCUGAGAAAAAGAUUAAAUGAUAUUAUCUGCGUUUACUCUUUCCUAAAUGGACGUGCGCGA
This is a messenger RNA of Rhipicephalus sanguineus (brown dog tick), 2035 nucleotides long. Its product is annotated as sodium-coupled monocarboxylate transporter 1. The transcript is spliced from 15 exons. Gene Ontology annotation, molecular function: symporter activity. Bases 31 to 1809 code for a protein of 592 amino acids. Gene Ontology annotation, biological process: transmembrane transport; sodium ion transport. Gene Ontology annotation, cellular component: membrane. NCBI's taxonomy places the organism in Eukaryota, Metazoa, Arthropoda, Arachnida, Ixodida, Ixodidae. The record is from RefSeq and is a predicted model, not a curated record.